GUUAGCCGUUAGCUUACCGGCAGACAGCAGCUCCGGCAGGACCGCGAUGGGACGCAGCACAAAUUUACCCCAAACAAAUCAAACUACAGCCCGGACUGAGCCGCGGGUGAUGGACAAACGAUAGUUCCGGCGUUUAAUGCAGCUUUGCGGUCUGCCUGGACACCGGCUGUCAAGCUAAGGCGGCAGACAGUAACUUAGCUCACUUGUUCUUCCCGGGAAGGAAGUUUGCUGUGGCGGAGGAAACAUAAUAGGAAAGCGGGCAGGGCCGAAACAUCCCGACAUGGAGGACUCCGGGUCGGCCCUGGAGAAAAAUGUGGCCGACCUCACCGUCAUGGACGUGUACGACAUCGCCGCCGUGGUGGGCCAGGAGUUCGAGCGGAUCAUAGACCAGUACGGCUGCGAGGCUCUGUCCAGGCUGAUGCCCAAAGUGGUGCGGGUGCUGGAGAUCCUGGAGGUGAUGGUGAGCCGCAGUAGCAUCAGCCCGGAGACCGAGGAGCUGCGGCUGGAGCUGGACAAACUGCGGCUGGAGCGGAUCGACCGGCUGGAGAAGGAGAAGAAGCACAGAAAGGAGCUGGAGCUGGUGGAGGAUGUGUGGAGGGGAGAAGCUCAGGAUCUGCUCUCUCAGAUCGCUCAGCUGCAGGAGGAGAACAAAUCGCUGCUUACCAACAUGUCCAUCAAAGACCCGAUGAGCGAGGAGGACCUGCAGAGACAUGAGGGUAUGACAGAGAGAGAGAGGCAGGUGAUGAAGAAGCUCAAAGAGGUGGUGGACAAGCAGAGAGACGAGAUUCGAGCCAAGGACCGCGAGCUCACGCUGAAAAAUGAAGACAUAGAAGCACUCCAGCAGCAGCAGUCUCGUCUUAUGAAAAUCAACCACGACCUGCGCCAUAAAAUCUCCGUGGUGGAGGCUCAGGGCAAAGCGCUCAUCGAGCAGAAGGUGGAGCUGGAGGCCAGCGCUCAGGCGCGAGUGCAGGAGGUCGGCGCUCUUCGGCAAGAAAUCUCACGUUUGAGGGAGCGACUACAAGGGGAGCUGCCUGCACAGAACCCUGAGGAACCCCCGCCUCAGCCGCCAUCACCUGCAGAGCGUGGUAAAGCUGCAACACUGGUGGUGUUGGGGGCAGAGGGCUGGUCAGACAGACCGGGCCCUUCUCAGCUGAUGUCGGCUGGGUUUGAUCCAGCCCUGCUGCCCCUGUCCGAUUCCCUCAGCCCGGAGGGACAAGAGGACGGGGAUGAGGAGGCUGAGGACGAGGCAGUGUUUCUUUGGGAGGCGAUGUGCGAUGAGGACAUGCCUGCUGUGUUCCAAUAUUUCACCAAGGAGGCGCUGUGCGAGGAGGAGUCGGGAGUCUUGGAUCCAAAGGACCCCAACAGGCCCCGGUUCACCCUGCAGGAGCUGAGGGACGUCCUCCACGAGAGGAAUGAGCUCAAGGCCAAAGUCUUCCUGCUGCAGGAGGAGCUGGCCUACUACAAGAGUGAUGAAGCAGAUGAUGAGAUCGUCACUCCGACUCCGUCUCCCUCCCCUGAACUUAGGACUCGGUCUCGCUCUUCUGCUCAACCAGAAUCGGGAAUCAAACGCCUGUUUAGUUUCUUCUCUCGUGACAAGCAGCGGAGCUCGCAGCGAAGCGCACAGUUCGACGGCAGCUUCGGCUCGUGGGCGGGGAAGGACGACGUGUACACAGAACAAGCCCAGGAGGCGUUACAGCACAUGUAGUCACCAGACCGGACUGAAAGCUCUUAACACUCCAUGUCCAUCAUUCGACUGCACACCAAACCACCGCUAGUGAUUCACACUGCAGCUGAAGUAUCAAGUGCUUGAGGUGAGAGGACUGACAGAAAGAAGUCCUUGAAGAAAAUUUAUUUUAAAAAUUUAUUUAAACUCAUGACAACAAUAUAUCUCAGUGAGAGAUGGCACAUAUACGCAGUGCAACUUUAAAAAAAACGCCAGAAAGUAUUUUGGUUUUUACAGGACUCGUGUGCAGAGCAGAGGGUAAGCUCAAGUUGAAGGAGGGAAAGUGGGAAGUUGUUGCAUCCAGGUGGUUAAUGAUGAUAAGUUGCUGAAGGGCCAGAGCGAAAGUUACUGCACAGAUGGAGGAUUAAAAGUGUACUGUAAAUAUUCUGUUGAGUUUUAAAGGGUUUGCUGAUAAAUGACGAACGUGGGCUUUAUUUUUGUGGUCCCUGCAGAAAGCAAACCUGCAAAGAAAACAGUAAUGAGAACAACACUUUUAUGUCCUGUUAAUUUAUUUUAAAUUUCGGUCCGUGUAAAUGUGGGCAGCUACAUUAGUCGGUCCAUCACCAGCAUUUUGCAAGUUCAGACUGUGCAGCUCUUUGAAUCUAAUUGAGGCCUUUGUGUAACAUGUUGCAUAGAAUCGCAAUUUAAAAGCUGUGUGCAGAAGGUUUGUUUAUAUUAUGCAUAAUGUAAUAUGCAGCAAGUAUAUGGAAGCCUGUUUCUGCCUAAAAAAAUACUAAAUACCUGAAGGGUUUGGCAUGAUGAAAAUGAUAAUAAUCAUGAUAAAUGAACAUGGUGAGAUAUUAUGCCACAUUUUGACUUUUCUGACUCGGUGUACCAUCUUGUUGAGAUGGUAAGAAAGUCAUAGGUUUAGUAUUAUAUACUUACUUAGUAUCUCACAGCUGUGACUUUACUAAGUCAUGCUUAUUUUGACUUAAUACCCAAUAAAAUUGACUUAAGUCAUCA
Molecule: messenger RNA, 2686 nt
Organism: Stegastes partitus (bicolor damselfish)
Lineage: Eukaryota; Metazoa; Chordata; Actinopteri; Pomacentridae
Gene: rilpl1
Product: Rab interacting lysosomal protein-like 1
Exons: 9
Coding region: 281-1705 (474 amino acids)
Biological process (GO): cilium assembly
Cellular component (GO): cytoplasm; ciliary basal body
Molecular function (GO): dynein light intermediate chain binding; small GTPase binding; protein dimerization activity
Source: RefSeq, a predicted model, not a curated record